Messenger RNA from Anthostomella pinea, 918 nucleotides. The record is from the annotation of a GenBank genome assembly. Lineage: Eukaryota; Fungi; Ascomycota; Sordariomycetes; Xylariales; Xylariaceae.
AUGGAUAGCAAGGCGCCGGCGGGGGAGUUGGAGUUACCGCCACCCCCUUACACGGUCCGUGACGACGAUGCCACCUCCUACAAUGUCCUGCAACCGGUGUCCUUGACCUCACAGUUGCAACAUCACCGCAUGUCCUUACCUGACCGCAUUCGCGCAACGCAAGAGGCGCAUACAACGCAACAGUCGUUCGAUGACCUAGCCCUACUGGAUCACCUCGUACCAGGUAUCGAGACUUUCCUGGCCGAUCUAGGCCGUCGGCACACGGCGCCUUCGCUCGCAACUCUUACGCUUGUACCAGAGGCAGCCGUGCCUCGAGAUGCAGUACUGAGUGGGUUCGAGGAGAUGCGUCAGCGGGGCGAAGUCUGUGAGGUGUCGCGAGUGGCCGUCUAUCCCAAUUUAACGGACGGGAAGGACUCGAAGAAAAGAUCUAGUAACGCACAUGGUCAGGCCAGUAGUGGCGAUCAGCACUGGGCUUCUGGGAAGGAAUUCAGCGAUUGGGGCCGCUUUGGCGAGUUGAGUACGGCCACCGAAGACUCGACUUCGAAUGACGGAAUGUUCUGGUGGCGCGACGAAGACCUGGCGCAUCGUCUAGCAAGCUAUAUGCAGCCGAAGAUCGAGAAGAGGGUUUCUACAAAGCACAUGUCGGUUGUGCAGAACGUUGUAGAGCAGCGACUCCCGGCCCAAAAGGAUAAGAAAGGUUGGGCUUGGGGGAGACGUGUUUCCGGAAGCGGAAAGCGAGGCGAGGAUGUGUUACCGGCCGUAAAGCCCGUGGCAUCGGAGGACCAACAGCAAGCUCCGGACAGGGUCCAAAUGUCUGUCAUUGCGGAUAAGGUCGCAUUUCGCCGGGAGAACGACUUUGGAAUUUGGGAGAGUCUUGGCGGAUGGGCCAUUGUGGUAGCUGUGCGGGUACGCACGUAG